AUGAACGACAAACUGAUAAUAAUAAACAUUGAUGACAAACAACAGAUCACUGUAACACUUCCGUCUGAUGGAUAUUAUAAAACAAUAUCAUUGUCUGAUAAAUGGACACAAUAUGUUGUAUCAAAUGUUUUGGGAUCAAAUGUCGACAACAAUAAUGUUGAAGAAGUAGUUUUGUCCAAUAAAUUUGUUUUAAUUCGUCUCAAAGAUUCUGAUGAUAAUAAUCUAUAUAAAGUUGAACCCAAUUUUCAUCUAUUAAAUCGUUUGGAUGAUCGCAAAGAUAUCAAAAACGGCAUAAUUAUCACCCAAAAGGCUGAUCUCCAGAAAGAUGGCAUUCAUUUCUAUUCUCGAGUAUUCUUACCGUGGAUUGGAGUCAAUGAGGACCCGGUCUGCGGGUCAGCCCAUACACUGCUAACACCUUAUUGGUGUCAAAAAUUAGGACUUAGUGGACAACAAUUAAUAGCCAAACAGUGCUCUCAGAGAUCGGGUAUUGUUGGCUGUCGUCUCAAUGGGAAUGGCAUACAAUUGAGUGCAAGUGCUGUCAUUGUCUUAAAGGGACAAAUUUUCAUUUAA
Molecule: messenger RNA, 570 nt
Organism: Oppia nitens
Lineage: Eukaryota; Metazoa; Arthropoda; Arachnida; Sarcoptiformes; Oppiidae
Product: phenazine biosynthesis-like domain-containing protein
Exons: 2
Coding region: 1-570 (189 amino acids)
Biological process (GO): biosynthetic process
Cellular component (GO): cytoplasm
Molecular function (GO): isomerase activity
Source: RefSeq, a predicted model, not a curated record